UACGAGCCGAAUGCAACAUUCAAAGUGGACGAAUAUGGCUUUUUCAUAUAUUGGAAAUCUGAGGGCAAAGAGGGACAGGUGUUAGAACUAUGCCAAGUGAAUGACAUCAGAUUAGGAGGGGUACCAAAGGACCCGAGACUUCUCUAUGAACUCCAACAGCGAACCACUGGAGUACUUGAGGACUGUUCACUAACUAUAUGCAGUGGUUAUGAUAUGGUUAACAUCAACUACACUCACAUCGUCUGUCCCGACGAUCAAACUGCUAAAGAUUGGCAACAAUGGUUAAGACAAAUCACUAAUAAUAAUAAGGCCAAUAAUUUGGAUGAAAUUAGUAACUGCAAAAUUCCGGUUAAAAGUGUUGCCAAAACAUUUGCUUCGGGAAAGACUGAGAAAUUAAUUUAUCAAAUGAUGAAAGACAUAGGACUUCCUCACGAUAAGAAUGAUGUGAUUGAGCCGUCGGAGUGGACUUUUGAGAGGUUUUAUCGACUCUACCAUAAGGUUUGUCCCCGAAAUGACAUCGAAGAGCUAUUCAAUCAGAUAACUCAAGGGAAAUCUGAUUAUAUAGACCACAAGCAAUUGAUUGACUUCUUGAAUGACAAACAACGCGAUCCCCGACUCAAUGAAAUACUUUAUCCAUUUUAUGACGAGAAAAGGGCCAAAGAGAUCAUCACUACAUACGAGUCUAACCCAGAGAUCGCCAAAAACGGGUGCAUUUCACAGGACGGACUCAUUCGCUACUUGAUGUCUGACGAAAACGCACCCGUAUUUCUGGACCGACUCGACAUCUACAUGGAAAUGGAUCAACCCCUGUCCCACUAUUACUGUAAUUCUAGUCAUAAUACAUAUUUAACGGGCAGACAAUUUGGUGGCAAAUCUUCUGUAGAAAUGUAUAGACAAACAUUGAUAGCCGGGUGCAGAUGCAUCGAAUUGGACUGUUGGGAUGGAAAGGUAGAUGAGGAGCCUAUUAUAACCCACGGGAAAGCCAUGUGCACUGAUAUCCUAUUUAAAGACGUCAUCUUUGCUAUCCGUGACUGCGCUUUCGUUACAUCUGAUUAUCCGGUGAUCCUAUCCUUUGAAAAUCACUGCAGUAAGAAACAGCAGUUCAAAAUGGCCAAAUACUGCGAUGAGAUUCUCGGAGAUUUGCUGCUCAAGGAAUCCCUCGUGAACUACCCCUUAGAGCCCGGGGCCCCACUUCCCACUCCUAAUGAUCUCAAACGAAAAAUUUUGAUUAAAAACAAACGACUCAAAGCAGACGUGGAAAAGCAGGAAUUGGAGCUCUGGAAGAAGGGUCAGCUCCAGGCAGAAGAUGACGACGAGGAGAACGAAGACGCGAACGCUGUCUCCACUUUGGUUGUCAACACUUCCAUCGAUGAAAGCGUGAAGUAUUCAUCAGACAAAAAGAUUGAGGACGUAGAGCCGGAGCAGUUAGCAAUGGCUAAUUAUCAAUACACUGGCGCUACGCUACAUAUCCACCCAUUCCUGUCCUCACUGGUCAACUACGCCCAACCCAUUAAGUUUCAAGGCUUUGACAUUUCAGAAGAAAAGAAUUAUCAUUUCCAUAUGUCAUCGUUUGCUGAGAACACGGCGUUGGGUUAUCUCAAGUCUCAGGCGAUUGAGUUCGUGAACUACAAUAAGAGGCAAUUGAGUCGAAUCUAUCCGAAGGGCACGAGAGCUGAUUCGAGUAACUUUUUGCCGCAAAUCUUCUGGAAUGCCGGCUGUCAGAUGGUUGCCCUCAACUUCCAGACAUCAGACCUACCGAUGCAACUAAAUCAGGGAAAGUUUGAAUACAACGGCGGCUGCGGUUAUCUCUUGAAACCCGAUUUCAUGCGAAGAAAGGACAGAGUCUUUGAUCCGUUCGCUGAGUCACCGGUCGAUGGAGUGAUUGCCGCCCAGUGUUCCGUACGAGUCAUCUCCGGACAGUUUUUAUCGGAUAAGAAAGUGGGCACUUAUGUAGAGGUAGACAUGUAUGGGUUACCAACCGAUACCAUUAGGAAAGAAUUCCGCACUCGAAUGGUUCCCUCCAAUGGACUGAAUCCAGUCUAUAAUGAAGAGCCCUUUAUAUUCAGGAAAGUAGUUUUGCCCGAUUUGGCGGUCAUUCGUAUUGCCGUUUACGAUGAAAACGGGAAAAUGUUGGGCCAAAGGAUACUGCCUUUAGAUGGCCUACAGGCCGGGUAUCGACACAUUUCACUGCGAACUGAGGGAAAUUUUCCGAUGUCUUUACCUAUGCUUUUCAUUUGCAUUGAACUUAAAAUCUAUGUCCCGGACGGCUUGGGAGACCUGAUGGAUGCUCUCUCAGAUCCCAGAGCUUUCCUAUCAGCACAAGAGAAACGAAUCGCACAAAUGAAAGCAAUGGGUAUCGAGGAAACAGACAUUCAGAUCCAAACCCAUAACUUAGCACUUGUUAAACAACAGCGCGAAGAGGAGGCCAAGAAAGAGGACUAUAAGAUCGAAGCCAUUAAUUUAGAGACACUUAAGAAUGAGAAACUGUUCAUCAGAUCCGUUAGAAAACAUCAGAAGGAGUUCGAGGCCAUGAAGAAGAGGCAGCAAAAAGAGAAGAACUGCACUCAAAAGCAACAGUGCGUUGCCAUCGAUAAAGUCAUGAAACUCACCAAAUCUGAUGACAUCGCCAACGACCCAAAUGUGAAGGAAUUAGUGGCACAUCAGAUGAAACAGUGGAGUGAUAUGAUUGAGAGACACCAUAGAGAGGAAUGGGACCUUUUAAAGAGUCAAAUCUUACAACAGGGCGACACUCUUAGGAAACUUUUAGAUCUCAAUCAAAACUUUCAAUUAAAACAAUUGGAAAUUGUUUUUGAAAGAGAGAGCAAAGAGAUGAAGACAAGACAGGCGAAGGUGUCGGUCGAGACGGCCAAAGAGGUGUCUAAUGAUAAGACUUUGAGAAAUAAAGCGGAACGGGAGAGACGACUGCGCGAAAAGAAUAGCAAUAAUACCAAAAAAUUUAUCGAAGAGAGAAAAACUGCUGCAAUGAAGCAAAACAAGGAAAAGGAAAAACUUAAGAAAUCACACGAAAAGCAAAUUCAAGACUUGGAAAGAGAAACAGAAAAUGCACUGGAUAUCUAUAAAAAUGCUGAAAUCGAGUACAAAUUGGCCGCAAAAAUGGAAUAUGAGUCGAGCUCUGCCCACAAAGCAAACAAACUCGGCUUAAACAGCAACACCAUUACCUCAAGUCUUAGAAUA
Molecule: messenger RNA, 3195 nt
Organism: Oppiella nova
Lineage: Eukaryota; Metazoa; Arthropoda; Arachnida; Sarcoptiformes; Oppiidae
Source: the annotation of a GenBank genome assembly